Molecule: messenger RNA, 1388 nt
Organism: Glycine soja
Lineage: Eukaryota; Viridiplantae; Streptophyta; Magnoliopsida; Fabales; Fabaceae
Product: cytosolic sulfotransferase 15-like
Exons: 1
Coding region: 55-1089 (344 amino acids)
Biological process (GO): sulfation
Cellular component (GO): cytoplasm
Molecular function (GO): sulfotransferase activity
Source: RefSeq, a predicted model, not a curated record
UGUGAUCAAAAUUCUCAUGCCAAUAAGUACUAGAGAUCGACCAUUAGCACUCUAAUGGCUCCAACAAAUGUCACAUGCUUCAGAGAAGAAAAUGAAUCCGAGAAAGGGGAGGAAAUAACAAUAGAAGAAGACAAGCUAAGUCAAGAAUGUAAGGAGUUGAUACUCUCUCUUCCUAGGGAGAGAGGUUGGAGAACACGUUAUAUAUAUCUAUUUCAAGGAUUUUGGUGCCAGCCAUUGGAAAUCCAAGCAAUAAUCACUUUUCAGAAGCACUUCCAAGCUAAAGACAGUGAUGUUAUUGUGGCCACAAUUCCAAAAUCAGGUACCACUUGGCUGAAAGCUCUCACCUUUGCCAUUGUCAAUCGCCAUACUCAUAGUAUCACUACAUCAAUGUCAUCACAUCCUUUGCUUACUUCUAAUCCUCAUGAACUUGUGCCUUUCAUAGAAUACACCGUUUAUGGUAAUGCCCCUAGCCAUGUUCCAAACCUAUCCAACAUGACUGAGCCAAGACUUUUUGGUACACAUAUUCCAUUCCAUGCAUUGGCCAAGUCAAUCAAGGAGUCCAAUAGUAGAAUAAUUUAUAUAUGUAGGAACCCACUUGACACUUUUGUGUCUACUUGGAUUUUCCUCAACAAAAUUAAGCCAGAACAUUUACCUGAAUUUGAACUAGGGGAAGCUUUUGAAAAGUAUUGCAAAGGAAUAAUAGGGUUUGGUCCAACUUGGGACCAAAUGUUGGGUUAUUGGAAGGAGAGUAUAGCUAGGCCUAGUAAGGUUUUGUUCUUGAAGUACGAGGAUCUUAAAAAAGAUGUCAAUUUUCAUGUGAAAAGAAUAGCGGAGUUCUUAGGAUGGCCUUUCACUUCGGAGGAAGAAGGUGAUGGGACUAUUGAGAGCAUAAUCAAGCUAUGCAGCUUCGAGAAGAUGAAGGAAUUGGAGGCAAAUAAAUCUGGAACAUUUGCUAGGAACUUUGAGAGAAAGUACUUGUUCCGAAAGGCUGAAAUGGGAGAUUGGGUGAACUACCUUUCCCCUGAAAUGGGUGAAAAGUUAUCGCAAAUUAUGGAAGAAAAGUUAAGUGGGUCAGGCUUGUCAUUUUAAGUGUCUCCUUAUUUUUGUUGAUCGAUCACUAGCUAGUGAUCAUCAUCUACAUCAAGUGUCUAAAUAAGAAUCGUGCAUAUAUGCAGGUCAUGAUGUGGCCUACAAGUGCAUGUUCGUUGUGAUUUUCCCUUUUCCCUUUUCCCGUUUGGAUGAUUUUUCCUACUAGUGCAUUGAAGGUCUCAGUAAAGUUAUUUCUAUCAUGCGUGUUUUGUGUUUAAUUAAUUAAGUGACUCAUUUGCUUGUUUUGUGGUAUUAUAUUAUAUUAUGACAGAUAAACUUUGGUUCUUGUAUUUUGGAUA